Messenger RNA from Scedosporium apiospermum, 1068 nucleotides. Its product is annotated as Mitogen-activated protein kinase. Bases 1 to 1068 code for a protein of 355 amino acids. The record is from RefSeq and is a predicted model, not a curated record. Gene Ontology annotation, molecular function: ATP binding; MAP kinase activity. Gene Ontology annotation, cellular component: nucleus; cytoplasm. Gene Ontology annotation, biological process: intracellular signal transduction; protein phosphorylation. The transcript has 4 exons. Lineage: Eukaryota; Fungi; Ascomycota; Sordariomycetes; Microascales; Microascaceae.
AUGUCGCGCUCUCAGGCACCCAACCCCGCGGGGUCCCGAAAGAUCUCGUUCAACGUCAGCGAGCAGUACGAUAUCCAAGAUGUCGUUGGUGAAGGCGCAUACGGCGUUGUCUGCUCGGCCAUCCACAAGCCAUCUGGCCAGAAGGUGGCCAUCAAGAAGAUCACUCCUUUCGACCACUCGAUGUUCUGUCUAAGAACCCUCCGAGAGAUGAAGUUGCUGCGAUAUUUCAACCAUGAGAACAUCAUCUCCAUUCUCGACAUCCAGAAGCCCCGCAACUACGAGUCCUUCAAUGAGGUGUACCUCAUUCAGGAACUCAUGGAAACGGACAUGCACCGAGUCAUCCGCACCCAAGAUCUCUCCGACGACCAUUGCCAGUACUUCAUCUACCAAACCCUCCGCGCUCUCAAGGCCAUGCAUUCGGCCAACGUCCUCCACCGUGACUUGAAACCUUCCAACCUUCUUCUGAAUGCCAACUGCGAUCUUAAAGUGUGCGACUUCGGCCUCGCUCGAUCCGCCGCCUCGCAAGAGGAUAACUCCGGCUUCAUGACCGAAUACGUUGCCACGCGCUGGUACCGUGCCCCCGAGAUCAUGCUUACCUUCAAGGAAUACACCAAGGCUAUCGACGUCUGGUCCGUUGGAUGUAUUCUUGCGGAGAUGCUUAGUGGCAAGCCGCUUUUCCCCGGCAAGGACUAUCAUCACCAGCUCACACUCAUCCUGGAUGUCCUGGGUACUCCCACCAUGGAGGACUACUACGGCAUCAAGUCCCGACGUGCCCGGGAAUACAUUCGCUCGUUGCCCUUCAAGAAGAAGGUCCCUUUCAGGACCCUCUUCCCCAAGACUUCCGACCUUGCGCUAGACCUCCUUGAGAAGCUUCUUGCCUUCAAUCCCGUCAAGCGCAUCACCGUUGAGGAGGCCCUGAAGCAUCCUUACCUUGAGCCUUAUCAUGACCCCGAUGAUGAGCCCACCGCUCCCCCCAUUCCAGAGGAAUUCUUCGACUUUGACAAGCAUAAGGAUUCCCUAAGUAAGGAGCAGCUCAAGCAGCUAAUCUAUCAAGAGAUUAUGAGGUAA